AUACUAGCAAAAUGAAGUUAACAACCACCGUGUCCAAAAACGAGUCAACAUUUACUCCUUUCCUACCGGUGAGCAUCAUCUGUCGGUUAAGCCGCAGUAAUCUUCGAAAACACCAAAUUACCAACUUUCUCACACACGCGUCUACCUCUCUCUAACUAUUCUGAUUUCUCAUCAUCAACCUUCAUUUUCUCUCUCCUCUCCUUCUUCCAUGGCGGCAGCUAUGGCGGGUCCUGCGAGAAUCGCACCUUCUUCUCAAACAAUGGUGUCCUCUCCAGCUUUCUCUCCGCCGAGGCAGUCGUCGGAAGUUUCGUCCAAUUCUUCCGAACAACCUGAUUCUAUUAGUCGAGCUUUGAGUUUCUCCAGAAAUGGCGAUUCUCAGUCUGCGGAUUUGCUGAAGAGUGAGGAGUAUCGCCAGCUUUUUCGCCUGCCUUCUGAAGAAGUUCUUUUGCAGGAUUUCAACUGUGCAUUACAAGAAAACAUUCUUCUUCAGGGUCACAUGUACUUGUUUGAGCACUACAUCUGCUUUUACUCCAACAUAUUUGGAUUUGAAACAAAGAAAAUAAUCCCUCUUCAAGAUGUUACAGCUGUACGAAGAGCAAAAACUGCUGGAAUCUUUCCUAAUGCUAUUGAAAUUGAGGCUACUGGGAAGAAGCACUUUUUCGCUUCUUUUUUGUCCCGCGACGAAGCUUUUAAGCUUAUUGAUGAUGGUUGGUCAAACUACGCUAAUGGUCCUAAAGUGAUGUUGGAUCAACAGGAUUCUAAAUCUGAGAGGAUAUCCCAGUCAAAUGCACAGACUCCAGCUGAGACUGCCAACAACUCUGAUUCCUCAGUUAGUGAAUGUGAUUCAGAUGAGAGGAACUUGGAAGUGUCAACAGCAGAAGAAAUCAAACUCCCUCCAGAUCAUGUGCAUGAUAAUGCUAUGUCAACUGUCCAGGAAACUCCUCAUGUUUUGGAAGAGAAACAAGAUGAUGCAGAGCCUUCUACUUCUUCACGGUCUAUCAAUUGGAACCUGGAAACUCAGGAAGCUCCUGAAAUACCUAAAUGCUACACCAAGGUUGCAGAGUCCAAGUUUCCGAUAGAUGUUGAGCAGUUCUUCAAUCUUUUUAUUUCUGAUGAUGCUGUUGGGUUUGUUAAAUCCUUUCAUAACAAAUGUGGAGACAAAGAUCUUAGGUGCACCUCGUGGUCGCCUCAUGACAGGUUUGGAUAUACUCGUGUGAAAACUUUUCAGCAUCCUAUUAAAAUAUAUUUUGGUGCGAAAUGUGGUGGUUGCAAGGAGACCCAGAACUUUCAGGUUUACAAGUGCAGACAUCUGGUUAUCAAGACUUCCCAGGAAGUGAGUGAUGUCCCUUACGCAGACUACUUUAUUGUUGAGGGACGCUGGGAUGUGCAGAAAGACAAUGAUCAAUCUGAAGGGUGUAUUUUGCAAGUGUAUAUGAAUGUGGCUUUUUCUAAGAAAACCAUGUGGAAAGGUAAAAUAGAGCAAUCAACAUUAGAAGAAUGUCGAGACGUUUUCGCAAACUGGAUACAACUUGCACAUGAAAUGUUAAAGCAGAAUAUUGAGAAAACAGAAGAAGAUGCUCUACUUAAUACGCUCCAGGAUGGCCAAGUUGAUCAGCGAGUUUCUGAACAACCUGCAAAAAACAUGGAAAGGAGCGCUGAGCCUCAAAGGACAAAUGAUACUGUAGCCAACUCAUGGGGAACUCCUGAACAAAUUGGAAAUAACAUACGCGGGAAUCUGCUUCCUGCUACUACUACGGUUAUGUCUACAUUGAGAGCAAUUGCAGUAAAGUUUUGCACAUCUCUGAGAAGUCAAGGCAACCUCCAACUCUUUUUGGUGUUUGCAUUUCUAAUUAUCCUCCUAUUAAUGCAGCUCAGCAUUGUGGUGCUUCUAAGUAGACCACAACCUGUUCAUCUAAUUCCUCAAGCAGAUUACAUGAGUUCUGUGGGGCUGGGGGCUGGUAAUAGAGCAGCAGAAGCAAUGGCUUGGAUGGAAAAACGAGUACACCUGCUUAAGGACGAGAUGCUUGUGGUUGAGGCCCAACUUGAAAGGAUGAGACAUGAACAUAUUAUGUUAAAAUCACAAUUGAAGGACCUUGAGGGUUUAUAUAAGCAGCAGAGAUGACAAUACCGUGAUCCCCUGUAUAUUCUUUUAUCAAUCCCGUUAUGGUUCUGAGUCAAUAGCUUUAUUCUUGCCACUGAAGAAUUGAUCUUGUAUGUAUCAGGUGGCGUGGAUGACACUUGCAUUUUCUUAACACGUGAGAGUCCUCCUUGACGUUGUAUCUUACAUGUAAUGUCGACAUGCUAUAAUCAAGCUCAACCUCAUGAUCUUUUGUAUACCCCCCUAGACUGUUAUUUUGAGGACUUGUGGUCAGUUUGUAAACAAAUACAAUUGUAAAAAUCUGUAUGGAACAAUUUGGGAGCAUCGAACGAGCUAGGCAUGCAGCUGGCCACCGAGAGCUAAUACAUCCUGCAGUACACAGAACGCCAAUAAACACGAGUUGAUGAGUACCCUUUGAUUGGCAAUCCAGAAAAUCUACGAUUUUCUUCCCCUUUUAUUUUUGUGACCGCUGUUUGUGCAUGGAAUUUCAAUCCACAUGCAGGAUUCAAUUAUCUUUCCUCGUUGGCCAACUGAAUGAUGGCUCAGUGUGGCUUUAGAUUCAUUUCGCAUGUCAAUAGAGACCAUUUACUUGUACUUCAAAUGUUCUUGUUUCAUGUCAUGAUGCAGUUCCUUUUCAAAUAUAGUCAUAUUUUACUGUUGUAUUUGAUAGCUUCACAUUUGGUUUUUUAUACUUGUAAGUUGUAAUCUUUGUAGUCUAUGAGGACAAUGAGGUUGAUAGUAAUUACUAUGAGCACAGUUUAAUAAUGUAGCAAUGUUGAGACUUGAAGGUGCU
Messenger RNA from Beta vulgaris subsp. vulgaris (sugar beet), 2891 nucleotides. RefSeq names its product protein VASCULAR ASSOCIATED DEATH 1, chloroplastic. The record is from RefSeq and is a predicted model, not a curated record. Lineage: Eukaryota; Viridiplantae; Streptophyta; Magnoliopsida; Caryophyllales; Amaranthaceae. The transcript is spliced from 19 exons. Gene Ontology annotation, biological process: negative regulation of programmed cell death. Bases 209 to 2122 code for a protein of 637 amino acids.